GAACUGUACGGCCACCUUCCAACUUUGUCAGACAGCAUCGGAUUCAGAACGCUUGGUCUUGCUCGCCAUUGCCACUGUCACUGCGAAUUGCCAACAAGCCAGCUUGUCCCGUGGCGGCCGACACACGGACACCUACGAGAGUCCAGAGUCCAGAGUCCAUAGUCUAUAUUUUGCCGCCCACUUUUUUGAUUGAUUGACAUUUGCCGUAGUCCAGAGUCUACAUUAAUAGACACUCUGAUUUUAUCGAUAAUUAUUGAGCGUUGCUAUCGACAUUAUCGAUUACACCAGUCAGGU
This is a messenger RNA of Porites evermanni, 294 nucleotides long. NCBI's taxonomy places the organism in Eukaryota, Metazoa, Cnidaria, Anthozoa, Scleractinia, Poritidae. The record is from the annotation of a GenBank genome assembly.